Messenger RNA from Lucilia sericata (common green bottle fly), 3383 nucleotides. RefSeq names its product probable protein phosphatase CG10417. The coding region runs from base 708 to 2960 and encodes 750 amino acids. The transcript has 5 exons. The record is from RefSeq and is a predicted model, not a curated record. NCBI's taxonomy places the organism in Eukaryota, Metazoa, Arthropoda, Insecta, Diptera, Calliphoridae. Gene Ontology annotation, molecular function: cation binding; protein serine/threonine phosphatase activity. Gene Ontology annotation, biological process: protein dephosphorylation.
AAUUUUUCAUUCGUACACUUUUCACCGCUGUGUUUUUUAUCUCGUCUGCCAAUAAACGUGGGAAAAUUUGUAAAAAUUCAUUGACUAAAAAGCGGUUUGUUUUAUUAAAAUACAAUUUUCCAUAGAAAUUGUUUUUGUAAAACAGAAAAUAAUCAAAUAUAUACAUAAAACUGAACUAUAGCACAAGAAUAUUGAAAAAAGUACAAGAAGGAAAAUUUUUAUCAAAAUUAUUCUUUUUUUUGUAUAAAAGAAGGCGUGGGGAUACACACACUGUGCAAAAAGCAAGACAAAGCAAUAAUUGCAAAAAAAGAACGAACGGAAAAUUCAACUCUUCAAUUCUUUAAAGAAAAAAACUAAAGUUAAUCUUUAUAACCACGUGAAUGGAAAGAGGAAUUUCUUUUAAAUAUUUUUUGACAGUAUUUGGUACACGAAAUUGAUAACAAUUGAUACUGUUAUACACAAACACACAAUAUUUAUAACUAUAAAACGCGCUUUUCCGAAAAAUAUUGUAUUUUUUGUAGUAGAAGAAAAGCGUUGCCGCAGCACGCCACUUGUAUAUAACAAAAAAGGCUCACAUCGAUUUUUAACCGGCUUCAUAAGAAGAAAAAAAGAAAGGCAAAACUCACACCCCUUUAAUAAUCAGCAUUUAAUACAUAAAUUUAGGGUUGUUUUGGUUUAAAUUAAUCCAUAAACAAUCUUAGCACAUUAUGGGGGCCUACUUAUCACAACCCAAAACAGACAAGGUGUCCACAGAUGAAUCCAACGAUUAUCUGUGUGUGGGAGCAUCCUCAAUGCAGGGCUGGCGUAAUAGUCAAGAGGAUGCCCAUAAUUCAUUAUUAAAUUUUGAUAAGAAUACAGCAUUCUUUGCUGUAUACGAUGGUCAUGGCGGUGCUGAAGUGUCAACAUAUUGCGCCGAUAAAUUGCCGCAAUUUCUAAAAGCUUUAGCUGCCUAUACAGAGGGCAAUUUUGAACAGGCUCUUAUUGAAGCUUUCCUGGGUUUCGAUAAGACACUUUUAGAACCAGAGGUUAUUGAAAUACUUAAAGUUUUGGCGGGCGAAAAGAAUUUUGCUGAUGCUGAUGAUAGCGAUGCCAUGGAAGAUGAUGAAGAUGAAGAUUUGGCUGAAUUACAUGAAGAAGGAAAUUUACCGCUAGAUGAAGUUAUGGAAAAGUACAAGGGUCACCCUUCGAUGCCUACAUUAAAGAAACUUAAAGAUAGCAAUAGUUCUAAACCACAAUCGCCAUUUUUAAGAGGACGACGUGCCGCUGCUGUUAUAGCAGAUGCCGCUAAUCGGGCCGAAUUGGAUCCCGACUCAAAGCCGGAGGGCUCUUCAACUUCCAAAGCUGCCUUGGCAGCUUUACAAGAUGAAGGUGGUCCUAGUUCUUCGAAAUCUACUUCAACGGCUAAUAAAAUGGAAACUGAAGAGGAUUCUACUGUUAGUAGCAGUAGUUCUAGUGCCAGCAAAUCCAACAGCAAUAAUAAUUCGGCUAAAAAUGCAGCUGAGGCUGAAGCCUCCACUACCGCAGAAGUAACAGAAAAUGCCACAAACGGUCAAACAAAAACAGAUGCUGCCGCUGUGCCCGAUUCAUCAGCCGCCAAGGAAAAUGAACAAAAUGGCAGUGUAUCUUCAUCGGAAGUUAAAAAGAAGGAUGUGCAAUCGUCAUCAUCAUCGACCAAAGAGGUUGAAGUUGUUGUGUCGGGUUCAAGUGAUGCCAAUAAAAAGGAACACAAACAAAAUGGUAGUGUAGAGUCAUCUACAAAAUCACCAACGAAACAGGAAGCAAAUUCCUCAACCAUAACAUCCACCAGCAAAGAUAAGAAAAAGGCUAAAAUUGAUGAAGAUGAGGAAGAUGGUGAGUUUGAUGCCAACGAAAGUAAUGCUCGCCAGGCCUUAGAAUAUUCCUCAGAGGAUGAGGAGGAAUUGGAAGAAGACGACACCACAGAUGAAGAUGCCGACUACGAUGACAUUGAAGUUGAAGAGGAUGAUGAAGAAGUCGAGGACGAAGAGGAUGAGGAAUCCUAUUUGGCAAAUGAACAAUUCUGUGCCAAUAUGAUUGAAGAGCCGGGCAAGGAUAGCGGCUGUACAGCUGUUGUGGGACUACUUAAUGGUCGCGAUUUGUAUGUAGCCAAUGCCGGAGAUUCACGCUGUGUGGUUUGCCGCAAGGGCAAAGCUAUUGAAAUGAGUUUGGAUCAUAAGCCAGAAGAUGAUGAAGAAUCGGCACGUAUCAUUAAGGCAGGCGGACGGGUAACUUUAGAUGGUCGUGUUAAUGGUGGUUUGAAUUUAUCGCGAGCCUUAGGAGACCAUGCCUACAAAAUGAAUCAUGAUUUACCCGCCGAAGAACAAAUGAUUUCUGCUCUGCCAGACAUUAAGAAGUUAAUUAUUUCACCAGAUGAUGAAUUCAUGGUUUUGGCUUGCGAUGGCAUUUGGAAUUUCAUGACCAGCGAAGAGGUAGUUGACUUUGUACGUUUACGUAUCAAUGAUGAGAAUAAGAAAAUGUCGGAAAUAUGCGAAGAAUUGUUUGAGGCCUGUUUGGCUCCCAAUACAUUGGGUGAUGGUACCGGUUGCGAUAAUAUGACCGCUGUUAUUGUGCGUUUCAAACCAUCCAUACUAGAGCUGCCGACAAAACUCAAUCCCAAUGAGACAGAAGAUGUUUUGUUGGCCAAACAGGAGGCCGAAGCCGAAGAAAAAUCUGGUCAAAAGGUACAAAAACGUGCUGCUUCACCCACCUCAGAUGAUAAUGAUUCCAAUGAAGCUGAAAAUAAAAAGAAGCGUUUUAAGACUGAUGCUGAUGAUGAGGAAAAUAAGACCUCCUCCUCUUCCUCCUCCCCUAAAACUAAAACAUCCUCCUCCAACUCGUCGUCGUCGUCGAGUAUGCCUGCUAAUAGCACAGAUGAAAGUAGCACAACAGCUACAAAAGAGGUGCAAAAAGAAUGCGACAGUGCAGUGGCAUCCUCAACGUAAAUUGUAGAUUAUUUCUUUGCUAUGAUUGUGAGUAUGUUUGAGGAGUUGGGUCGUUCUGUCACUCACACUCAAGCACUUACAUUUUUAACAUAUAUAAACUACAAUGCAUACAACUAAAUACAUACAUAUAAUAUGUCCCCUUUUAUAUAAUAGUAAUUAUACUAAGUUGGUGUGAAUUUUUCCUCCCCCACCCCCUUACGUAGAAUUUAAGUUUAAAGGAAGAUAAAUUUUCAAAAUGAAAAAAGCUAAAUUAAUUUUUACACAAUACUUUACGACUCCUUUUAUACAACAACAAUAUACCCUCUUUACAAAAGCAAGCCUUUCAAGAUAAAGAGAAGGAAAUAGGGUCUCAGAAUAUUUGUCUGUCAACAUCAUAUUGUCGGUCUGUUCAGAUAGAUCUUUUUUGUAUUAUCCCUAGAACCA